Molecule: messenger RNA, 5363 nt
Organism: Colias croceus (clouded yellow)
Lineage: Eukaryota; Metazoa; Arthropoda; Insecta; Lepidoptera; Pieridae
Gene: Btr175
Product: cadherin-23-like
Exons: 35
Coding region: 56-5260 (1734 amino acids)
Biological process (GO): homophilic cell-cell adhesion
Cellular component (GO): plasma membrane
Molecular function (GO): calcium ion binding
Source: RefSeq, a predicted model, not a curated record
UACUGGGUUUUGUGGUAUUUGUGAAAUCAUUUCUAAAUAUUUUGGAUAUAUUUUUAUGCGCGCUGUUUUCUUUCUGAAAAGUUGUAUAACAUGCAAGAUGGAGACAUUAAUAUGGUUACUAUUAAUGGUUAUGAUACUUCAAACUGACCACUUGGUCAAUGGCCAAGAACCAGAACGAUGUGGGUAUAUGAUACAUAUACCGCGUCUGCCGAGACCAGACCUGCCAGAAUUAGAUUUUGAGGGUAUACCAUGGAGUGAACGUCCCUUGGUCCCUGCUCCUGACAGAGAAGAUGUAUGUAUGGACGCAUAUUACCCCAGAACGGCUAUAUCUGGUACACAAAUUAUUUAUAUGGAAGAAGAGAUAGUUGGCGAUGUAGCUAUUGCCACUUUGAAUUAUAAAGGUACUGCAACACCGAGAAUUCUUCAGCCUCUGCUAUCAGGGUCGUUCGCAAUGUUAGGGCCUGUUGUACGAAAUGUUGAUGGUAACUGGAAACUAAUUAUAACUCAAAGACAGGACUACGAGACAGAGGUGAUGCGCAGCUACAUGCUGGAGGUGGAGGUGCCGGGCGAGGCUCUGGUGGUCACUGUCACCUUACAGAUAGUCAAUAUCGAUGAUAAUGCGCCAAUCAUACAUAUAUUGGACCCGUGUGUUGUGCCUGAACUAAACGACCCAGGUCUCACAAGCUGUGUAUACGAGGUCUCUGACGAAGAUGGUCAGAUCAGCACCAGCGCGAUGACCUUCGAGAUCAGUAGUGAUAGGAAUGACGAUAAAAUAUUCUACAUGGUCGGGGGAAAUAUAUCACCAGACUGGAAACGGAUGACCAUGACCGUAGGGGUCAAUGCGACCCUCAAUUUUGAGAUGAACGCUUUGCAUAUAUUUAGGGUUACUGCGCUGGAUUCUCUCCCAAACACCCACACAGUAACCCUCAUGGUACAAGUAGACAAUGUAGAACACCGUCCUCCACGAUGGAUUGAGAUCUUCGCAGUGCAACAGUUUGACGAGAAGACCGCGAAGAACUUCAGCAUCCUGGCCAUAGAUGGGGAUACUGGGAUCAUGAGACCGAUAUACUAUAAGAUUGAGACUCAGCCGGAAGACGCAGAAUACUUUGACAUCGAAACAAUAGGCGAUGGGGACAGUGGAGGCAUCCUCAUAGUAAAACCUAUCAAUCGAGAUUUGCUACAACGGGAACUGUUCCCAAUAUCAAUCACAGCAUACAAAAGCAAUAACGAAUCACUUUACACUACCAAUAAUGUAGUUAUUAUCAUUGAUGAUGUUAAUGAUAAUAAACCUGAACCGAUACAUGAAGAAUACACUAUUGAUAUUUUGGAAGAAACGGCACUGACACUAAAUUUCGAUAAGGAAUUUGGUUUCCAUGAUAUAGAUCUGGGAGAAAACGCUCAAUACACAGUGCGUCUAGAAAGUGACUACCCGCCUGGAGCGGCUAGUGCUUUCUUUAUAGCUCCAGAGGUUGGUUACCAGAGACAAACCUUCAUCAUGGGCACACAGAACCAUAGCAUGCUGGACUUUGAAGUACCGGAAUUCCAGAAGAUACGGUUAAAGGUAAUAGCAACAGACAUGAACAGACCAGACUUCGUAGGAGUAGCAAUAGUGAAUAUAAAUCUUAUAAACUGGAAUGAUGAAUCUCCCAUCUUCGAACAAUCGAGCCUUGAGGUGUCGUUCGAUGAGACGGAGGGAGAGGGUUAUUUUGUGGGCAAUUUGAGGGCGAAUGAUCGGGAUAUUGAUGAUACUGUUGUCCAUUCUCUUUUGGGAAACGCACAAAAUUACCUCCGCAUAGAUCAGGAUACCGGCGAUAUUUUUGUGUCUAUGGACGAAGCUUUUGAUUAUCAUCGACAAAAUGAAAUAUUUGUUCAGGUCCACGCUAUAGACACAUUGGGUGAGCCCUACAACACAGACACUUCGCAGCUCAUCAUUAAACUAAACGAUAUUAACAACACGCCACCUAGCCUCACUUUGCCUCGUAGAAGUCCAGAGGUACAAGAGAACGUGCCACAAGGUUACGUGAUCACAGAUAACAUACUAGCCACAGACCCGGACACAACCGCAGACUUGAAGUUUGAGAUAGUGUGGGAUACUUCGUAUGCCACUAAGCAAGGGAGGGAUGCGGAUCCGAGGGAGUAUCAUAAUUGCGUUGAAAUAGAAACUCUAUACCCUUACAACCACACGAGAUCUGCCAUUGGAAGAGUAGUCGUUAAAGAAAUUAGAGACAAUGUGACCAUAGAUUAUGAAAUGUUUGAGAUGCUGUACCUCACUGUGAGGGUGGUGGAUAGGAACACAGAAAUUGGCCAUGAUUAUGAUGAGUUAACAUUUACGGUAAUAAUAAUAGAUAUGAACGACAAUCCGCCAAUAUGGGCAGAAAAUACUUUAACCCAAGCGUUCACAGUGAGAGAGAAUUCUAGAAGCAACGUGGUGAUUGGCUCCGUUCUAGCCACGGAUAUAGAUGGCCCGUUGUACAACCAAGUACGGUAUUUUAUACGCACUCGAGAAGACACACCAGAAAACCUAGUCAAGAUUAACUUAAUGACGGGCCAAAUAACGGUCGACAAAGAUAGUGCAAUCGACGCAGAUACGCCACCGCGGUUUAACCUGCUGUAUACAGUAGUGGCUACUGACCGCUGCCUCACUGAGGAAUGCCCUCCAGACCCGAAUUACCAUGAAACGGAAGGAGAUAUAACAAUAGCGAUACAGGACACAAACAACAAAGUGCCAUAUCCAAACACUCAGGAGUUUCCUGAAGUGGUGUAUAUUUACGAGAACGCUACUAGUGGUGAUGAAGUGGUCAAACUAAUGUCCAAAGAUUAUGAUAGAGAUGAAAUGUACCAUACAGUACGGUACCAGAUCAACUACGCAGUGAACCCUCGGUUACGAGAUUUCUUCUCAGUAGAACUGGAUACUGGGCUGGUGCUGGUGGACUAUACUGGGGAUGAAGUACUGGAUAGAGAUGGGGAUGAACCUACGCAUAGGAUAUUCUUUAACCUGAUUGAUAACUUCUAUUCGGAGGGAGAUGGCAACAGAAACCAGAACACGACCGAAGUGUUGGUCGUGCUUCUGGACGUAAAUGACAAUGCUCCAGAACUGCCCGACCCGAGCGAACUGUCUUGGACCAUUAGUGAAGGCCUGCAAAAGGGUGAAAGACUUUCUCCCUUCAUCCACGCGCCAGACCGUGACGAGCCCAACACUAACAACUCUCUCGUGGGCUACGAGAUUCUCAACCUCACCACCACCAGGGAUGUACAGCACCCGAUGCUCUUCAGCAUCAUCACGAUCAGAAAUCAGGAGCUGGAAGACAAUGUGGGGGAGCUGGAGACAGCUGUAGAUCUCAAGGGAUAUUGGGGGACCUAUGAGAUUGGGAUAAGGGCGUACGACCAUGGCAUCCCGCAACAAUGUUCCGAAGAAAUAUACUCAAUAGUAGUAGAACCAUACAAUUUCCACGAUCCAGUCUUCGUGUUCCCGAUAGAAGAAACUGUACUGCGAUUUGCUACGGAAAGAGCCGAGUUAAAUAGUCUUCUGGUGAAGGUGAACGGACAAUUCCUGGAUCGUAUCACAGCAACAGAUGAAGAUGGUCUGGAAGCUGGAAUUGUUACAUUCGAAGUUAUUGGAGAUGAUGACGCCGUGGAACAUCUAUACAUAUUGAAUGACAGAGAAAAUCAAGGGAUACUGAUGCUGAAAAAGUCUUUCAGUGAGAAUACCAAACAAUUCCUAGUAACAAUCCGCGGUACAGACGGUGGCAAAACGCCCGGUCCGCGUCACACGGACAUCACCGUACGCGUCGUGUUCGUGCCCACUCAGGUCGACCCUGUAUUCCCGGUUGAUACAACCACUGUGGCUUUUGUUGAAAGAGAAGUAGGCCUCAGUGAAAAGCUCGUCCUGGCAGAAGAUCCGAAGGAUUUCUGGUGUAACGACGACUGUCAUGACAUUUUCUAUAGAAUACUUGACGGCAACGAUGAGGGCCACUUCGAACUGGACAGCGUGCUGAACACACUGCGAGUGGUCCGCGAGCUGAACCGCGCUGUAUCUCAGCAGCACACGCUGCGAAUCGCAGCCAGCAACUCAGCCACUGCGAACAUCCCGCUGCAAUCCUCUAUACUCACUGUGAUCGUCAAUGUUCGAGAGGCAAACCCUCAACCAUACUUCGACAGGAAACUGUACACUGGAGGCAUUUCGACAAUGGACUCCAUCAACAGGGUGUUACUCACUGUUUCGGCGCAGCACUCAGAGAACGCGCCAAUCACAUACUCCAUAGACUGGGACUCCAUGGUAGCAGACCCGAGUCUUGCAGCUGUGCAGCAGUCAGCAUUCAAUCUGCAGUCAGGCUCCGGCGUGCUGACGCUGAACAUGCAGCCCACCGCCAGCAUGCAUGGAACAUUCCAGUUUGAUGUACGGGCUACGGACCCGGCGGGUGCGUACGACACCGCGGAGGUGAAGAUCUACCUGAUAUCAUCACAGAACCGCGUGUUCUUCAUCUUCUUAAAUACGCUUGAACAGAUUGAAGGCAAAGUAGACUUUAUAGCGAGCACAUUCAGCGUGGGCUUCCAAAUGACGUGCCACAUCGACCAAGUGUUGCCAGCCACUGACGAGGACAACAUAGCGCGCCCCGACCGCACUGAGGUGCGCGCGCACUUCCUGCGGGACCAGGAGCCCGUCAGCACGGACGUUAUCGACACGCUGCGAAGUGACAGCCAAUUGCUGACCAGCAUCCAGCGCACGCUGAGCACGGAACUGCUGGUGCUGCAGGACCUGGUGACGGGGGACAGUCCCGCGAUCAGUGCUGACUCCAGCGCGCUGAUGGUGCUGGUGCUGGGCGCGUUGGCAGCAGCUCUGGCACUGCUGUGCUUGCUGCUGCUGGCCGGCUUCGUCUAUAGGACCAGGAAGUUAAACCGCCAACUGCUCGCGCUGUCCAUGACGAAGUACGGCUCAGCUGACUCCGGGCUGAACAGGCUGGGGCUGGCGGCGCCCGGCACCAACAAGCACGCGGAAGCCGGCUCUAACCCCGUGUGGAACGAGGCGCUGAAAGCACCCGACUUUGAUGCACUCAGCGAGGAUUCGGACGACUCGGACCUGAUCGGCAUCGAGGAUCUGCCGCAGUUCAGCGCUGACUUCUUGCCACCCGAAGCGGCGAACUCACAGCAGUUUGGAAAACACCAGCCGGGAGACGACAUUAUCGCGACACACAAAAACAACUUCGGUUUGAACUCGCCUCCCUUCAGCCAACAAUUCCCAGACAACUCGUUUAGACGAUAAGAAAAAAUAUACAAUAAAAAUAUACAAAUACAACUAACAAGUAAUAUAUUAAAUAUUGACCACUAAACAUGCCAAAAAAGUAGAUACCUACCUAGUACAAAAA